Tupaia belangeri chinensis (Chinese tree shrew) is the source of this 3453-nucleotide messenger RNA. RefSeq names its product solute carrier family 60 member 2 (gene SLC60A2). Gene Ontology annotation, molecular function: D-glucose transmembrane transporter activity. The coding region runs from base 212 to 1792 and encodes 526 amino acids. The transcript has 4 exons. The record is from RefSeq and is a predicted model, not a curated record. Lineage: Eukaryota; Metazoa; Chordata; Mammalia; Scandentia; Tupaiidae.
GGGCUGGGGCUCGGCUCCUGGCUCGUGAGGCUCUGCUGGGAAGCCCCAUCCCGCACAGCACUUCUCCGUAGCCGCCAAGCUGGAGUUGGAAGUGGAUCUCCGUGGGGCCGGGGCGCUGGCUGCCGGGCAGCGGCUCCUCCAGGCCGAGGCCCCUGCAGAGAAUGUGCCGGAGACUGUGGCAGUCUCCCGGCGGAGCGGCCAGGCCGGGAGUAUGCUGCGCUGGUUCAGCACCGUGAUCCUAUUUGCCGCCUUCCUGGGGCUGGGGAUGAGUGUCGCUAUACUGGGACCCACAUUUCAAGAUUUGGCAACGAAUGUGAACCGAAAUAUCAGUAGUCUUUCUCUAAUUUUUGUGGGCCGUGCCUUUGGAUACUUGAGUGGCUCUGUGAUUGGUGGAGUUCUUUUUGACAUUAUGAAUAGUUUUCUACUUUUAGGGCUGUCAAUGCUGGCUACCACAGUCGGUUUCUAUCUUGUUCCCUUUUGUAAAACAGCAGUAUUGUUGAUUGUCAUGAUGUCUGUCUUUGGUGCUUCAGUCGGCAUUCUGGAUACAGGUGGUAAUGUCCUUAUCUUGGCUCUUUGGGGGGACAAAGGAGCUCCACAUAUGCAGGCCUUACACUUCAGUUUUGCUUUGGGUGCCUUUUUGGCUCCACUGCUAGCUAAGUUGGCACUGGGCACGACAACCGUGUCUGCUGAAAACCACACGGAGUCUGACUUCCACCAUCCUGUCCUCAACCAGUCAUCUGGAGCUGACUCAGAAUCUCUGUUUGGAAUACCUGAAAAUCUGAAUUUACUGUGGGCUUAUGCUCUUAUUGGGACUUACGUUUUAGUAGUUUCUCUCUUUUUUUUUGCUUUGCUUUUAAAGAAAAGCUCAAGGCGGGAGACAGCAAAUGCAUCUGCUCAGAGCUCUCGAAGAGCUAAACAUCACAAAGCCCUUCUGAGUCUCCUUUUCGUGUUCUUCUUCUUUUAUGUUGGAGCUGAGGUAACAUAUGGCUCUUAUGUCUUUUCCUUUGCAACCACUCAUGUUGGCAUGAAAGAAAGUGAAGCUGCUGGGUUGAACUCCAUCUUCUGGGGGACCUUUGCAGCCUGCAGGGGCCUGGCGAUCUUUUUUGCUACAUAUUUCCAACCCGGAACCAUGAUUGUGAUCAGCAACAUCGGCAGCUUGGCUUCUUCUUUAUUUCUGGUGCUUUUUGACAAGAACCCACUUUGUCUCUGGAUAGCAACUUCCGUGUAUGGGGCCUCAAUGGCAACCACAUUUCCGAGUGGAGUUUCCUGGAUUGAGCAAUACACAACCAUCCAUGGGAAAGCUGCAGCGUUUUUUGUAGUUGGUGCAGCCCUGGGAGAAAUGGCCAUUCCUGCAGUAAUUGGAAUUCUUCAGGGAAAAUAUCCUCAUUUGCCUGUAGUUCUGUAUACCUCCUUGGGGGCAGCAAUAGCCACUGCUAUUUUAUUUCCUGUGAUGUAUAAAUUAGCCACUUCACCUCUUGAUCGUCAGCGAAAAGAAAACAGAAAGAGUGAGGACCAGAAAGCUUUGCUUGCCAGCUCUGGGCUAAAUGACUACGAGGAAGAGAAUGAAGAUGAUGAUGCAGAAAAAUGGAAUGAAAUGGAUUUUGAAGUGAUUGAAAUGAAUGAUACAAUGAGGGAUUCUGUAAUACAGACAUCUAGAAAUAUAUUGAUGGAGCCCACAACUGAAGACUCCAACCAGUCCCUCCCUAAUGUGUUAGUUUUUGAGUCUUCUUUGGCUAAUACUGGCAUCUCCCCUGUGAAGCACCUUGCCAGAAACCAGGAUAAAAGGGACUGACACUUAAGAGAAGAUGGAUAACUAAUUACCACUUCUAAACAGGCCAGUCAGAGCAGAGCAUUAGCAGAUUUUCAGCAUGCUUUGAGGUCUGAUUAUAACAAAUGUUAAAAAGUUGUGAAAUGUCCUGUAAUUCCUAGAGUCUUCCAUAAAUAACCAAAUGGUCUCAUACAGUAGGAUCUUGUUGUGAGGCUGGUAGCUCAUGAAGUAAUAUUUUCUGGUUUCCAUCCCUCAGAGCAUGCAAAGAAGGCAUUUGUUUUUGAGACGUUGAGGGUUCCAAUAGAAUGAAACCAUGGAGGAGUUGAACUGGUUUGCUGAACAAAUAAUCAUGCAUUGGUAUUCUGCCAAGGAAAUUGAGAAAGUAGUUUUUAUAAAAGAGAGCAUCUUUGGAAAUGGACAUAUAUUUUUAAUAUUAAUCACUUUAUGUGAGUGGUUGGACCAAAGAAUUGGAAUGAGUCAUUUGAUCUGUGAUUUCUAUGCCGAGAACACAGAAUAGGACCCAGGAGACCUGGCUUUAUGCCUUGACUUUCCUUUCUGGCUCUGCACUCAUCACUGAAUGCAGGCCUCAUUUAUCUCACCUCCCUGUUCAUCUAGAAAUGAAAAUGAGACGAUUUCUAAAUUGGGAAUCCGUAAGUUUUAAAGUUCGUGCAAGAUACCCGCACCAGUGCUGGCCCAUUCUUCAUUUCAGAUGAGAAGUCAAACAAAAAUGAUAAAUAGCUUUAAGAAUGUGCUAUUGAUUAUGAAUAUGUGUCCAUUUAACAUACUUAAUGUGUGAUGCUUUAUUUGAAUGACUAUCUGAACACAUUUUUCAGUACUGCAUUUCAUUGAUUCUAAGAUACAUCAUUUUUUUCUACACUUUUAACAUCUCUAAAAUCAGGACGUAUCUUAAAAUCUGUGAUCGUUUAACAUGUGCCAAAGUUUAAUUGGCAGUCCCCCCCCAUAUGUGUAUAUAAGGUAAUGUCACAUUUUACAAUCAGUGUUUUAGAUUCAGUGAAAUACAGUAAUUUAUUCAAUUAUGGGAAUUAUACUAUUUUUGCAGACAUUUUAAAAAGAAAAGUUAUUUUUAUAUGCUAAUUUUCUCUCUAUGUUCAGAUGUAUUUGGAGGCACUAUGUUUUGAUUUUUAAAAGCAGUUUUGGAGUUAACUACAUUAGUAGUAGAACUGUUCACAGGGUCAUUUGAGGUCCUUUGCCUACCUCAGUCACAGAGGCUGAGUCUGCGCCUUCCUGUUUCAGGGUUUGAUCCUCACUGGGUUUGAGUGGUAAUCAUGUUGUAACACUGUAAACCAGAUUAUAAGUUUAAUGUACAAUGAGAUGCAGUCUUUUCCAGUGAAAAGAUCCAUCUAGGUCUCCUUAUUCCCAAGUUUGAGGUACUUUGGAAACCAAAGUACUGGUUAAAAGUUGUCAGGUAGCUAAAGAUCAGGGAAGAGGAAGGGUACUUCAUGUAAAUAUGGCAAAACUGGUGUGGGCCACCCUUGGAUAAAUGACUAGAACUGAGGAUGAAUUUUCUUCACUUCUUUCUAAGUUUUAUGGUGAAUAAUACCUAAUUUAUACGUGACUAAAGUAUGUCUGCUUUCUCUGAUUUCUACGAAUUUACCUUUGUUUUUUUUUAAAAACAUUUCCAGAGGGGCCAGAGGGUAGUGUGGUGGUUGGGGUACUGGACUCCC